AUGGCAGAAGCUGAUUCCAAACCUAUCAGCAUCUUCGUCGUCGUGAUGAUGGACGGUGGUCCAUCCAGGUGGAUUUCAGCAAAUUCUAAUGAUACCAUAAAAUCUGUCCAUUACCAAAUUCGAGAGGUUUUCGGAAUUCCGCUUACCCUACAGAAAAUAUAUUGCUUUGGGAAGAGGCUAGAGUGGUGCCAGACACUUAAGGAGUGCUCAAUUGGAGACUAUCCUUGUCUCCAGGUAGUGCUCCGAAAAGAUGGUGUAACUCGCCAGAAUUCUUCUGAGGCUUUAAAUUUGGUUUCGCAGAUACAUGCUAUGUGCCAGAGGAAAUCGGUCGCCUUUGAUUAUGGAUGCAUAAGCAACAAAAUAAGAGACCUUUUCUCCAUUUUGAGGCAGCAGACGAUGUUUCUUCUAGUUGAUCUCCCUUCGUCUUUUGUUACGCUUUAUGAAAAUAACGAAGAGAUUGGUGAUGCGGUAAUCAGAUUUUUCUUGGAUUCAUUAUUGAAGAUGAUGUUAGCAAAAGGUUGGCUUGAUAAAUGUGCAUCUAUACUUGCACGAUUAUGCGUCUAUCUUGGGUCGUAUCAUGGUGAUGGUAACCACCUGUAUCGCUUAUGCCGCACUCAUCUAACAGAGUUGGUUGAAAAAGGUAAUUAUAAAAUCAAACUCGAGUAUCUUAUACACCCAAUAACAAGUAUUCUUUUCUAUUUUAGUGAUUUGGUAGAAAGCUUGUCCAUAGAUUUGGAUCGCAGGCCCAUUCGUGACAUUAAGGCAUUUUCACUCGUUUUAUGUAAUAACAUUCAUUUGCGAGCGGAUUCCACUUCAAAUUACCUUUGCAAUUUUAAACAUAAAUUUUCUGACUUGCUUUCAAAGACGGAAGCGUACCUUGCUCAUUUUGAAAAUUUCUCGUACAUGGAAUCUGCUUAUUGUGGAUAUUCUCUAUAUCUUACCAUUCUGAAGGCAUUGCAUGUGAUAUCUAAACAUUGCAUGAGUGAAGAACUCUUUUGGAAUGUAUUAAGAAACAAAAGGCGUUCACUGUUAGAACUAAUAGCUAAAAGCACUGAUAGAACCAAUGAUCACUUGUGGCUACUCGAGCGAAAGGAUGUGAUGGAUAGUAAAUCUAGGAUGCAUUUAGCCAUGAUGAUGAUGACUGAGAUAAGAAUACAUGAAGUGGAGUUAUAUGAGAUGCUCGUUUGGUCUGAAAAACUGGACGCCAAUCUGUAUAUGGCAUUCAAAAAUCAGCAAAUUACAAAUCGUGAAGUACAACAUUAUUGGUUACGCCAGUUAUGUGGAGCUAUAUUCAAUCCUCAGAAGUCCCUUUUUCUGGCGUGCCCAAAUGAUCCUAAGAGGUUCUAUCCUAAUCCUGCAAUUGAGCCCAAAACCUUAGACCUCGAGUGCUUUAAAUUCGUUGGGAAGUUGGUUGCGAUAGCUUUAAUGUCUGAAAUACAAAUUGGUGUUGCCUUUGCCCAUGUGUUUCUUAUGCAACUGGCCGGAAGGAGGAAAAUUUCACUAGAAGAAGUAAGGGAUCUAGAUCCCUCCUUGCAUAGUUGGUGCAAGGAGAUCAUAGAUGGUGAGGUCAUUGACUCUGAAGUUCUAGAAUUCCCUGAAGCUUUGUUGGGGUGCCAAUGGAGCACAGAACUGAGCUAUGUGAAUAGCAAAAGUAGCAGGGAGGCUUAUGUUGAUCAUCUAAUUCAACACCGUUUUGUCGCAUCUAUCUCUGAACAAGUAUCAUUUUUCAUACAAGGAUUUGAUAGUGUUUUUGGUACAUCAAUCGCUCGACAAUAA
Messenger RNA from Hevea brasiliensis (rubber tree), 1776 nucleotides. RefSeq names its product E3 ubiquitin-protein ligase UPL5-like. The transcript is spliced from 3 exons. Gene Ontology annotation, biological process: positive regulation of protein catabolic process; protein polyubiquitination; proteasome-mediated ubiquitin-dependent protein catabolic process. The coding region runs from base 1 to 1776 and encodes 591 amino acids. The record is from RefSeq and is a predicted model, not a curated record. Gene Ontology annotation, molecular function: ubiquitin-protein transferase activity; protein binding. NCBI's taxonomy places the organism in Eukaryota, Viridiplantae, Streptophyta, Magnoliopsida, Malpighiales, Euphorbiaceae.